UCAGGUGCCCCACCACGCUGCCACCAAUGAACUGUCAUCCAUUCCAGUGAGCCUAUACUCGCUCAUCGAUGAUUUCAUGGAGAUGUGAUUAUUUUACAAUCGCGAAAAGAGUGUUCGGUGUGUUUUCGCCGAGGUUUCCGGAGAGAAUCGACAAACCGAUUGAUUGAUUAUAGCUCCUGGAUAGACGGAAACUCGCGCGACAUAUCGGUGCUACGUCGUCGAAGGCGUAAACAGAAAAGUGCGCAGCUGUUCCUUCAAUUAAAUAUACUUUGUUUUUGUAUCAAGAUAUCAGUAUGCCCAUUUUAUACAGUGUCGUGGCCCGCGGGACUGUCAUAUUGGCAAAACAUGCUGCAUGCGUCGGAAAUUUUGAAGAGGUCACAGCGAAAAUCUUGGCAAAAAUACCACCGGACAAUGACAAACUCACAUACUCGCAAGGGCCUUAUCUCUUUCACUACAUCUGCGAGGAUCGCCUUAUUUACAUGUGCAUUACCGACGAUGAUUUUCAAAGAUCCAGGGCAUUUUUGUAUCUCAAUGAAAUUAAGAGAAGAUUCUUGGCUGUUUAUGGACCAGGUGCUCAAACUGCCGUAGCUUAUGCCAUGAACACAGAAUUCGGCCAUGUUUUGGCCAAUGAAAUGAAGCAUUAUAGCGAAUCCAAAGAUCUUGAUAGAUUAUCGCAGGUUCAUGGCGAAUUAGAUGAGCUUAAGGAUAUUAUGGUAAAAAAUAUUGACAAUAUAGCGAUGCGUGGCGAACGGUUGGAACUGCUUGUAAACAAAACGGAAAAUUUGUCUGCCAAUUCUGUGACGUUCAGGAAGACAAGUAGAAACCUAGCACGCUCCUUAUUUUGGAAGAAUGUCAAAAUCUAUGUUAUUGUCGGCGCAAUUUUAAUUGUUGUAAUAUACGUGAUUGUUUCUAUAACAUGCGGAGGCUUGGCUUGGCAAAAAUGUGUGGGAAAUUAAUGCAUAUAUAUGUAUGUAUAAUACAGUGAUCAACCGAGUGAAUAAAUACGGAUGGAGGAAAAAUGCGCAAAAAUCUAGUGUAUGAGACUGAUAAAAACCGUUAGAUCCGCGACAUUAUUUACAAAUUUAUUAUAUCUUAGUUUAAAUAAUACGAUAAGACUAUUGUACUAAACAUAUAUGUAUAUAUACACACAUCUGCAAUAUUUGUCCUUAUAA
Wasmannia auropunctata (little fire ant) is the source of this 1172-nucleotide messenger RNA. It is a transcript of the gene Vamp7, whose product is annotated as vesicle-associated membrane protein 7. Gene Ontology annotation, cellular component: SNARE complex; membrane. The transcript is spliced from 6 exons. Gene Ontology annotation, molecular function: SNARE binding; SNAP receptor activity. Bases 294 to 956 code for a protein of 220 amino acids. Lineage: Eukaryota; Metazoa; Arthropoda; Insecta; Hymenoptera; Formicidae. The record is from RefSeq and is a predicted model, not a curated record. Gene Ontology annotation, biological process: exocytosis; vesicle fusion.